Penicillium longicatenatum is the source of this 360-nucleotide messenger RNA. RefSeq lists its product as uncharacterized. NCBI's taxonomy places the organism in Eukaryota, Fungi, Ascomycota, Eurotiomycetes, Eurotiales, Aspergillaceae. The record is from RefSeq and is a predicted model, not a curated record. The coding region runs from base 1 to 360 and encodes 119 amino acids. The transcript has a single exon.
AUGUUGUCGGACUCGAGAGACGGCUGGGCCGUUCGUCGAACCGGCAGCUGCGGGCCAGACGAAUCCGGAGAGCGAUCUUGGGGUAAUUUUUCGACCUGCUGCCCGUCGGACAAGAAAAAAUAUGUGGACGUUGAUAACAAUUCGGGGUGCAAUGAUUCUGGUGAUCCGCCCGCAACGGCCAUAAAUCAGUGCGCCAAUUCGACCUUAAAUUUAUGGCAAGACAGUUAUGGCUACUUUUGCUGUGAUCAAGAUCUGUUUGGCUUCUACGUGACUUCAUCGUACUGGAAGGGCUGUGCAUCGAUGGGUGAGAUUGAAGGCAACGACACUCUGCAUGAGGCGAUCAAAUUAGAAGGCAAGUGA